UCUAUUCUCGCUGAGUUCCGGUGGAAGCUGCGUCUCGUUUCUUGCUGUUUUUCCUCCGAAAAUGGAUGCAGUACUUUCCCGCGUUUAUCCUGCUUUCUCGAUUUCUAUUUCUUACUCAAAUAUUUCUACCUGCGAGAAUUCUCUAUCCCAGCCUAUAAGACCGCCAUUGAUGGCCCGUACCUAUAUGCAUCUUCUUCGAGCUACUAAUUCUGUAGGUGGAGAUAAGAUUUAUCCGAAGCAUUUGAAGUUCGCGAAGAGAAAUCGUGAGCCCCAGUCGCGAAAUUCCCAUCCCAGAAAAGGUUCUCUCAAUCUACCGAGGAAAACUGACGCGGUGAACUUGGAGGUUUCACCUCACAGAGCAGUCUCUGCAGUGAGAUUAAUGCGGAUAGAACUAGGAGGUGCUUUUGCUGACCUUUUGAAUGAGAAAGGAAAGGGUUCUGGGAAUAAUGAGAUGGGAUAUGUUGAAAGAACCCUUGGAUUUCGCACUCGUGACUUGGAUGAUAGAGAUCUUAGACUGGUGACUGACAUUGUUGGAGGUACCAUUCGCUGGAGGAGAUAUCUGGAUCAUCUGAUAAUGUCACUGUGCCAUGAAGAAAACAUGUUUAGAGGCAUGGAACCUCUUCUCUUGCAGAUUCUACGAAUUGGUUUCUACGAGAUUGUCAAGCUAGAAAUGCCACCAUAUGCAGUUGUAGAUGAGAAUGUGAGGCUUGCGAAGGCUGCUCUUAGGCCUGGUGCGGGAAACUUGGUCAAUGGGAUUUUGCGGAAGUUGGUUUUACUUAAGGAAAAGAACUCCCUUCCUCUGCCCAAACUGGAAGGCAAUGAUCGCGCACAAGCACGUGUCCUUGCUAUUCUUUAUUCCCAUCCAGUUUGGAUGGUAAGGCGGUGGACAAAGUAUCUUGGCCAAGAAGAAGCUAUAAGAUUGAUGAUGUGGAAUAACAGCAAUCCCAGCUUUAGCCUCAGGGCAAACAGACGGAAAGGAUUUACAAGAGAUGACCUCAUGAUGCGGCUUAAGACAUUAAAGGUUCCACAUGAGCCAUCUUUACAUUUGGAUGAUUUUGUUCGUAUCGGAACAGGGAUGCAGAUUGUCAUACAAGCUGGAUUACUCAAAGAAGGUCUGUGUUCCGUUCAGGAUGAGAGUGCAGGUUUGGUGGUUUCUCUUGUGGAUCCACAUCCUGGAGAAACCAUCAUUGACUGUUGUGCUGCACCUGGAGGCAAGACCCUUUUCAUGGCAUCACUGUUGAGUCAAAAAGGUAUGGUAUCUGCAAUUGAUGUUAACAAUGGCCGACUAAGAAUUCUUAAGGAGACUGCCAAAUUGCAAGGAGUAGAUGAUGUGAUCACCUUCAUCCAUGCUGAUCUUCGAAUAUUUUCUGAAAAGAAUCCAGUGAAGUCUGAUAAGGUUUUGUUGGAUGCUCCCUGUUCUGGACUUGGUGUUCUUUCUAAGAGGCCGGACUUGCGUUGGAAUAAGAAACUAGAGGAUAUGGAACAACUGAAAAAUUUACAGGACGAUCUCCUCAAUGCUGCUGCCUUGUUGGUGAAGCCCGGGGGUGUACUGGUGUACAGUACUUGUUCCAUUGAUCCUGAGGAGAAUGAGAAGAGAGUAGCAGCAUUUCUUCUUAGUCAUCCAGAUUUCCGCAUAGAGCCUGCUGAUGGAUAUGUUCCUCCAGACUUCAUAACAGAGAGUGGCUUCUAUUUCUCCAACCCAUUGAAACAUUCUCUUGAUGGGUCCUUUGCUGCUCGUUUGGUCCGAUCCUAGAAUAACAUGUCACUCGGCAACCCUGGUUAAAUUCUAAUAUGGAAGUUAGCUUAGUUGUUUUCAGCGAAUAGGAGUUCAUGUCUUUUAUGGUCAUCAGAAAGAAAUCCUCUUCUGAGUCUAGCGUCUUAUCAGAAGCCCUGAUUUUUGCAAGAAGUGCCCAGUUCAGCCAGCACAACAAAAUGGUAAUAAUCUUGGUUAAAUUUUUGAGAAGUUUAUUCUGUGCAAUUGAGAUACAGGUGGAUCAAUGAGCAGUUUGGAAAAUUAAAAAAGGAAGUCACUAACAAUAGCAAAAAGGGAGAAAGAUAUUGGAGAGUGAAAAAGGAAAGGUGGGCUGGAGAUAGAUGUGGAGGAGAAAAUACCUAGACUAAGGGUAUAGUUUCUCCAUAAUCACUCUAAAAUCUCAAUAUUGCAUGGAGUUCUAUCCCUGGAAAUGAAAGAAAUUCCUCUGAGAGAAACUAAUAGUUUACAUAGAUUCCUAGGUGAUAAGGAUUCAUUUGUGGUGAGGAACUGAUGUUGAGAAUGGGAAAAUAUUGUCAUCAAAGUGAGUCAUUUAAUCUUGGUUUUUUCAAGGGGUUUAUGUGAUCUGAGAUGCUAUUAAGUAUGGCACAUGAGCAGAACAGAUUAAGAUCUGACUAUAGUUUGUAUGAAAUGAGAAUUUACUCAUCCCAAAAUGUUUUUAUCCAUUUGAACACAGGCCUGGUUUAUUAUUUCUGAUUUCUGAAAUUUGUCAACAGAAAAUUGUAUUUUGUCAAAUCAAGGGAUGCAAAGAUUGGGGAAGAUGGAAAUGAGGCAGAAAAAUAAAUAAAUUAGAGACUAGAUUAGAAGUAAAGUAAAAAGCAACUAGCAUGAUGAGAAGAGCAAAAUUUCUGCAUUCUUCUGAGAGCAGGGUUUUGAAACUGAGUUAGAGAAAUAGAAAAUAUAGAAAUAAAACCUCUACUUUCUAAGGGAGUUUUUCAGCACCUUAUCAAGGCAUGUGUUUUCUACACCUUGUUUAGCUUCUCUGCACAAACAGGCAGAGGAUGUUUUAUGCAGCCACUCGGGGACCAAGGUCAAAUAUGCAGUGGGCCCUGUCAUGCUAUCUACCUUUCCUUCAAGAGGAAGUUACUUGUUGGUCAAAAUUCUUUUUAGGUCCUCUUAACUGGAACUCAAGACCCAACCAUGAAGCUGUGGCUAUGAUGAUUUUAUGACCAGGUGACCAGGUGCAUCUUUGCUCAAGCAUGCAAUCAUAAAAAAGGCUAUUAUCUAAUGUUGGCCCUGGCUAUCUGGGGUCUUGGGAGGGGCAGACUGGGUAAAAAUCCUUGGCAUUUUUUUUUGGCAAAGUAGCUUCUCUCACACUCAAAGCUGUGUUCUUGUAUAAGCCACUCAGGCAUGCAGUCAUCUAAUUAUCAAAUUCCAAAACUAUUCCCCA
This is a messenger RNA of Nelumbo nucifera (sacred lotus), 3161 nucleotides long. The record is from RefSeq and is a predicted model, not a curated record. NCBI's taxonomy places the organism in Eukaryota, Viridiplantae, Streptophyta, Magnoliopsida, Proteales, Nelumbonaceae.